ACCAUUUUUGAGCAAAAUCACAAUGGAUUCUCAAUCCAAUCCUUUGCACAUUAUCUUUUUCCCUUUCAUGGAUCAUGGCCAUAUGAUACCCACCAUUGAUAUGGCCAAACUAUUUGUUUCAAAAGGUGUUAAGGCUACCAUAGUCACCACACCCCUCAACAAACCUAUGGUCUCUAAUGCCAUUGAACAAUCCAAAAUCCAAUAUUCUAACAACAAUAUAGAUAUUCAAACUAUCAAGUUCCCUUGUGUAGAGGGUGGUUUACCAGAAGGUUGUGAAAAUGUUGCUGCAAUCCCUUCACCUUCCUUGGUUCCUACAUUUUUUAAUGCUACUAAAUUGCUACAAAAGCCUUUUGAAGAGCUUUUGCUUCAACAAAAACCAGAUUGUAUUAUUGCUGAUAUGUUCUUUCCUUGGGCAACUGAUUCUGCUGAAAAAUUUGGAAUUCCUAGGAUUGUGUUCCAUGGUACUAGUUUCUUUUCAUUGUGUGCUGGUCAAUGCAUGAAACAAUAUGAGCCUCACAAAAAUGUGUCUUCCGACACAGAACUGUUCGAGAUUCCGAAUCUUCCUGGAAAUAUCAAGUUGACAAGGUUGCAGCUUCCUCGUAUAUUCACCGAAGAUGAUCACAUAACCAAAAACAUCACGAAACUAUUCGCGGAAAUUAGAGAAUCUGAGGUGAAGAGUUAUGGAGUUAUUGUUAAUAGCUUCUAUGAGCUUGAGAGUGUUUAUGUUGAUUAUUAUAGAGAGGUACUUAGAACAAAAGAAUGGCAUAUAGGUCCAAUCUCAAUUCACAAUAGAAUUAAGGAGGAAGAAGUAACAUCGUAUCGCGGAAACGAAACAUCUAUUGACAAACAUUAUUGUCUAAAGUGGCUUGACACAAAAAAGAACAACUCAGUUGUUUACUUGUGCUUUGGAAGGACAACAUCAUUUCGUAACUCUCAGCUUAGGGAAAUUGCUAUGGGACUUGAAGCUGCAGAGCAUAAUUUUAUUUGGGUUGUUAAGAAAAAAAAUGGAGAUGGAGAAAAAUGUAUACUUGAAAGAUUUGAGAGAAGAAUGAAAGGAAAAGGAUUAAUUAUAAGAGGUUGGUCUCCACAAAGAUUGAUUCUUGAACAUAAAGCAAUUGGUGCAUUUGUGACUCAUUGUGGAUGGAAUUCAACUAUAGAGGCAGUGACUGUUGGAGUACCUAUGAUUACUUGGCCUGUUGGUGCGGAGAAAUUUUACAAUGAGAAGUUGGUAACUGAUGUGCUUAAAAUUGGUGUAGCUGUUGGUGUUAAAAAAUGGGUCGGAGUGGUUGGUGAUAGUGUUAAAUGGAAUGCAGUGGAAAAGGCUGUGAAGAGGAUUAUGGAAGGAGAAGAAGCAGAGGAAAUGAGGAAGAAAGUAAAAUUGCUUGCACAAAUGGCAAAGAAGGCUGUGGAAGAAGGUGGGUCAUCUUCUUCACAGUUGAAUGCUUUUAUUGAGGAGUUGGGUUUAGUAUGCAAUCAACAAUGUAUCUCAAAAGAAUAA
Messenger RNA from Trifolium pratense (red clover), 1498 nucleotides. Its product is annotated as scopoletin glucosyltransferase-like. The coding region runs from base 23 to 1498 and encodes 491 amino acids. Gene Ontology annotation, molecular function: UDP-glycosyltransferase activity. NCBI's taxonomy places the organism in Eukaryota, Viridiplantae, Streptophyta, Magnoliopsida, Fabales, Fabaceae. The record is from RefSeq and is a predicted model, not a curated record. The transcript has a single exon.